AGUUCCUGUCCCUUUCCGAGUCCGCGUUCGCCCCGCCCGACGCUACCGGAGCCUGUCCCGCUGGGCCCCAGGGCCCCCGCUGGUAGAAUGGAGUUCUCAGAGCUGAUCCGCACGGGUCGGGCCCAAGCCGAGCUCCUCCCGGGCCCGGAGGAGGCCCCGCUGCGCGGCACGCUGUGCGUCACCGGUCACCACCUGCUGCUGUCUCCAGGGCCCCCAUCGACUCCGGACCUGUGGUUGCUGCUGUUGCGCAGUGUCGACUCCAUUGAGAAGCGGGUGGCGGGUGACUCCGGCACCAUCACGCUGCGCUGUAAGGACCUGAGAGUGCUGCAGCUGGACAUAGAGGGCGUGGAAGCGACGCUGGACAUCGCCCGUUCCAUCGAGGCACUGUCCUCCCUGGAAUCGGUCAUCACCUCCUUUCCGUUCUUCUACCGUCCCAAGGGCCUGAGAUUGGGCGACGCCUGGCACUUCCACCCACCCGAACGCUACUACAAGCGAGUAGCUCGCGAGACCAACGCGUGGCGGCUGAGCGAGGUGAACCAGGACUUUAGUUUGUGCCCCAGUUACCCUCGUGCGGUAAUCGUGCCUCGAGCGGUGGACGACGAUGCCCUGGCGCAGUGCGCCCGCUUCCGCCAAGGAGGCCGCUUCCCAGUGCUGUGCUACCACCACGCUCCCAGCGGAACCGUUCUGCUACGCUCCAGUCAGCCGCUGAUUGGUCCUCAGAAGAGACGCUGUGCUGAGGAUGAGGACUUGCUGCGAGCUGUACUGACAGGGGCUCGCCCUGGGGCUCAGGGCUUCAUAGUGGACACACGAUCCGCCCAGGUCGCUAAACAGGCCCGCAUGACUGGAGGGGGCACAGAGGCCAAGGCCGCCUACCCUGGCUGGAAACGACUGCACCGACCCCUGGAGAGGGGACGGGCUCUCCAGGAGAGCUUUGUGCGCCUGGUGGAGGCUUGUGGGGACACGGAGCAGAGCAUGGACCGCUGGCUUAGUCGGCUAGAGGGCUGCCGCUGGCUGGCACAUGUGAAGGAGGCACUGAGCACCGCCUGCCUGGCAGCCCAGGGCAUGGAAAGGGAAGGAGCCUGCAUCCUGGUGCAUGGGGCCGAAGGCACAGAUAGCACUCUGCUUGUGACUUCAUUGGCCCAACUUAUCCUGGACCCCUUGAGCCGGACCAUUACUGGAUUCCAGGAACUGGUGGAGCGGGAGUGGAUCCAGGCUGGCCACCCCUUCCAGCUGCGCUGUGCCCACUCGGCCUUCUCUCACGCCCGCCCCAAGCACGAGGCACCCACCUUUCUCCUCUUCCUGGACUGCGUGUGGCAGCUGGGCCGCCAGUUCCCGCUGUCGCUGGAGUUUGGAGAGGGGCUGCUGUUGGCACUAUUUGAACACGCCUAUGCCUCGCCUUUUGGCACCUUCCUCUGCAACAGUGAAAAGGAGAGAUGCCUCUGUGAAGUGAGGACUAGAACACACUCUCUGUGGUCUGGGCUCAACCAGCCAAAGGAACAACGAAAACUCCGGAACCCACUCUAUGUGCCCAAUCCCUUGGCCAUUUGGCCUUCUGUGGAGCCCCAGAGCCUGCGGCUAUGGCAAGGCCUGUUUCUGCGCUGGACUCGCCCACCUGAGCCUUCAGAAGUAGCAUGGGAGAAGGUGUGGCAAAUAGUGACAGAAAGGGAGAAGACCGGAGACUCAGCCCACAGCUUCUGCUUGAGUCCCCAACCUAAGCAAUGACUCCUUGAAACCUUUCCAGGCCCCUCAGGACCUCUGACCUUUGAUGAGCAUGCCCAUGACCUAGGCCAGCCCAGAAUACUGAAGUUCUAACUUGCAAGUGUCUAAAGUAUAGGGAGAAGGCCUAAAUAAUAAAGGUAUCCAUGACUGGUAUUGGCUUGCUG
Molecule: messenger RNA, 1883 nt
Organism: Sciurus carolinensis (gray squirrel)
Lineage: Eukaryota; Metazoa; Chordata; Mammalia; Rodentia; Sciuridae
Product: myotubularin-related protein 9-like
Exons: 10
Coding region: 88-1722 (544 amino acids)
Biological process (GO): negative regulation of autophagy
Source: RefSeq, a predicted model, not a curated record